AUGCAGCUCAAGUACACGCACAAGGAUCUGCCAGACGGCCGGAGGCAGCUGGAAAUCAUGGUGCCAAGGCGGCAUGGGCAGCUGUGCUAUGAGGACACCAUGGCGGAGUUCAGGCAGAAGCUGAAGGUUGAGGGGCACGCCAUCGGCAAGGCUCCCGACUCGGCGAUCAUCGAGCAGCUGGGUGGCGAAGACGCGGUGCAGAGCAUGGUGUUGAAUCAGACGGUGUCCUGCGCCAUCGCAGAGGCCGCCGAGAAGUUCAUGCCUGACAGGCAUGCCUGGCAGUUUGACCCUGGAUCGGAGCUGCUGGGGGUGGACUACACCGAGUCCGGGGACAUGCUGGUCAACGUCUCCUUCGAGCCUGCGCCCAAGCCUGUCUGGACCGUCCCCUACCGGGAUCUACAGGUCAAGGUGCAAAAGGUCAAACCUGGGCCGGAGGCGGUGCAGGAGCGUCUGGAGAGUCUGGCCAAGGAGAGGGCCAUGCUUGGGAUUGUGAUUGGCAGGGGCCUGCAGCGCGGGGACAGCGCCAUGUUGUCCCUGGCCGCCACGUUUGAGGACGAUGAGGCCCCCACCCCGCCCGACUCGGUCUGGAGCGACCUGCGGCUGGAGACGGGCAACGAUGCCUUUGACGCCUACUUUCCUGGGCUCAUCCAGGCUCUUGAGGGCAUGAAGGCGGGGGAGCAGAAGGCGUGCACCCUCACCCUCCCCACCAGCACGGACUUCUUCCCUGUGGAGUGGCGGGGGAGGACCGCCUCCCUCCAGCUGCACCUCAAGGAGCUCUUUGAGCGGCGACCUGUCGAGCUGGACGACGCCUGGGCGGCCAGCUUGGCGCCCGGGCAACCCAUGGACCUGAAGACGCUGCGCUCCUACCUCAGCCAGGCGGUGGAGGGGGAGGCAGAGCUGGCCACACACCGUCUGGAGCUGGAGUCGGUGAAGAAAGCGGUGGCGGCAAACAUGGAGUGCGGCUGCCCGGAGUACCUGGUGAGGGGCGUGGCCAUGCGUCUGCUGCAGUGCCGCCUGCGCGACCUGCAUGACGAGGGCGUGCUCAGUGCCGCCCAGGUGUCGGCCCUCAGCUCCCAGGACAACGCUACGGACUUUGCAAAGAAUAACCGGGCCGAGGUGGAGGAGGCGCUGAGGUCUCAGGUCGGACUGGAGCACAUAGCGGAGAGCGAGGAGCUGCUGCCGUCUGAGAAAGACGUCCAGGCGCGGUACGAGCGGGUGGCUGGUGAGCUGGGCGAGCAGAGCCAGCCGCUGCAGGACCCCAAUGUCAGGGAGCACAUCACAGAGUUCCUCAUCACUGACAAUGUGCUGGAGUGGAUGAAGGAGCGGGGCAUCCUGACCGUCGAGUGA
Molecule: messenger RNA, 1347 nt
Organism: Auxenochlorella protothecoides
Lineage: Eukaryota; Viridiplantae; Chlorophyta; Trebouxiophyceae; Chlorellales; Chlorellaceae
Product: Trigger factor
Exons: 11
Coding region: 1-1347 (448 amino acids)
Biological process (GO): protein transport; protein folding
Molecular function (GO): peptidyl-prolyl cis-trans isomerase activity
Source: RefSeq, a predicted model, not a curated record